Messenger RNA from Phytophthora nicotianae INRA-310, 3545 nucleotides. RefSeq lists its product as hypothetical. The transcript has a single exon. The record is from RefSeq and is a predicted model, not a curated record. Lineage: Eukaryota; Oomycota; Peronosporomycetes; Peronosporales; Peronosporaceae. The annotation marks the transcript as partial.
GCGAGUGAAGGUUGGAUGGAAAAGUUCAGCGCGGGCAGUUCAACCUAGGAUUUACCCAGCAAAUGCCUGCAAACGCAAGGUAAAAUGUGCUGUUACAGGGCGUAGGUAGUAGUUACGCUGCUGCUUUGCCGCAUUGAAAGCGCGGACGGGUGCUGCCGCCGUCCGUAACGUUCCUGACGGCGGCAGACCGAGCCCAGUGCUGUUCGGGUGCUAAACCCUGUGUCGACGCUGCCGGCAAGGAAGCCGUUGGAGCGCUCUGGGCCGACCACGAGAAAAAGCCGCCAAAACUCCAACCAAGAGAACUUGGACGGGGAUCGUUGGACCGCGACAAAGCCGCACCCAGCUAUAACAAAGCUUUGCAGCUGCAAUCGAUGACGGCGCAAUCUCCGCACUGCCGCUACUCCAAUCUACACUGCGUUUAAACACUUCUAGCGGGGGGCUCGCGUCCAGCAACGACUAGCGUCUCGCAGUCAUUUCUCAAUACAGCGGUGCGAAACGAUGGAAAUGUGAUUGACGUCGCAGCCGGUGAACAAGCUGGCAAUACACGGAAGUCAGAUGCCAUUUGCUGGGCCCAUUCGGCAGCACCACAUCCAAUUUCCCGCGAAAUUGUGACAGGUCCGCCCGACGCGGCUCUGCACUCGAUGCAGUCCUCGCCCUUGAAGCUGCAGCACCACUCGUCGUUGUUCUCGAUUAAGUACGACGAAGGAGGACCCUUUGCAGCCAGUCGCUUGUUGCACACCUCCUGGCCAUAGACGAGCCAUAUUUUUUACGGACAUUUUCUGCUCGCUGAGCCAAUCACCGACCAGAUACGCGACUCUUGGCGGAUGAAACGACGUUUUCCGCUUAAUGCAGUCGCCUCCAAGCAGCCAGCAGCAUGGACUGGGAGGCCAACCUGGCCGCCAUCAUCAAGUGCACGGACGCCAGUCUCGCACAGCAAUUCCGUGAGUUUGAGGACGUCACGGCCGAGUUUACGGCGGUCGACGAGGCUCCUGUAGCCCACGAUCCUGGUGACAAUGUAGCAGCGAAUUAUCUGCGUGAGAGCAUGGCAGCUGAAUAUCGUCGCCGCAAGCAGCAGGAAAAAACACAGCCGUCGCAUUCACGUGUAUCCGGAGCAUUCUCAACGACGUCAGCACCGGCAUCCACCUUCUCAGAGCAUUUCCAUCGUCAACAGGAGCGAAAACGUGGAAAUUCGAGAGUAAGAGACAACCAGCGAAUGCACCGUCGUGCUAGUGACUAUGAACCUGCCGAGGACGAGGGGCAAAUGCAGGACCACGAAGUGAAUGAACAGCGUUACAAUACGUCGCGACAACAAAUGUACUCGUCACCGACGUAUGACGUCGCACAGAUGAUGGAGCAGGUGCGACUGAGCUUGAAAUUGGAGGUGGAUGCCCGUGCUGCUAUUGCAGAGCGACAACUGAGCGCGCUGUUGCAACUGUGUAAGGCCACGUCGGAGGAGUUAGACCGACUGCGAGUAGAGGUCUGUGCGAACGACCGUCAGCUGCACACACUAGACCAGGUGCAGUCGAAGAUUCGACAGGAACUCACGACGCAAAAGGAUAUUGGCUUUCACUUGCAGUCGAUGUGUGGUAAGGAUGAGUCGUGGCGCAUGCAGACCGAGAAUCAAUUGUUAGAGUUACGUCAAAUGGUGGCAGCAUUACGGGAACAGGGAAAUUCUACGCAGGCGGUGGCACAGGAGAAGUUAUCGAGGUCUGAGCUACUGGUGCAGUUUAAUGCUGCCAUGGAGCCAAUCAAAGCCCAGCUACAAGCCAAUCUGCAGCACCAGGCUCAACAGAUCGCUGAGAUUACGCGCACUACGAGUUCUUCAAGUCUACUGCUCGACGGGAUCACGCAAAAAGUGAAUCGAGGUAUUACAGAGGAGCUGAACGAACUGCGAAGCGAUCUUAACGCACUAAAGCACCAUGUCGCCAAAAUGGACAUAUUUCAGGAUAAUGGCCGGAGUGAAAAUCGCUCAUCACAACCGUCAAAGGAAGAAAUCGAAGCCAAAGCAAAAGAGGAGCAGCAACAACAGGAGAAAAAAAUGGCAGAGGUACGAGAAGAACUCCAGAAGGAGAUGAUGACGCUCGUGAAAGACUACGUGGAGACUCAAAUUGUACCGAUUCAACAGUCGUUUGAUGAAAACAAGCACCGAUUUGUCGCUAAAAACGAGAUCGAGAGCUUGCGCGGUAUUCUUGAUGAAGCCUGUAAAAAUCGUUGCGCCACAACUGUAAUGCAGCUUGAAAGGCAAAUCAGAGCAGCCCAGGAUCAACUCCGAGGUGAGUACAAUGCAGCAAUCCGAGAUACUUCGGAUCGACUUGAAAAGAAAAUGCAGCAAAGUGAAAAUACGAUGACGACAACCCUGGAUGGACAAGUAAAAUCCUGGCAAAAUAAACAACUUGAGUUGGUGAAGACGAUUGAAAAUGAGCAAAAGGAGAGAAAGCAAGCAUUGGACGAGCUUCACGAAUCGCUUCGAAAAAGUCGUCACCAGUUAGAAGACCAACUUCACACGAUGGUGCAGGAAGGUCGAGCGAAAUUAUCACAACUUGAAAGCGACGUUGAAAAGCGAUUAAAAGACGUGGACAAACAGAUUGAAAGCGCGAUAGUGGACGUUCAGAAAGAAAACCAGGCAUCUUUAGCAAGUAUGGUAAGCUCUAUGCAGAUGCAAGGUAGCAACAAUACUGUCGAGUUGGAACAGAAGCUGAAGCGCCUUGAGGAAACUAUCUUGAGUACCAACCAAUCUGUCGCUGCACUGUCUAAAUCGAUUGCAUCGUCAGCGCCACACAGCGAUUCCAAUACUAAAGACGUUAGUUUGGCUCUGGAGAAGCAGACUGGCGUGUACGUAUCAACAAUGGAGAAUCUGCUUCAGAAAAUGCAGCUACAGCUUCAAGUGCAGGCUCAACCACAAGUUCAGAUGAUGGCUCCGUCCCCGUAUCACGGCUAUUGGCCGCCAUCACCCUACGCUGCGAAUCAAACACCACCGCCGCCAAUUCUUCAUCUUCCACCAACUGUGAAUCCUUCAGGCGCAGCAAGGGCGAUACCCCAGUCACAUUUGACCCCAACAACACCCGCGACUAAAAGUACACCGUCAGAAACUCUAGUUCCAAGCUCGCAUAUUGACAACUCAGUGAGGGAGGAGUUGAUUGAAGUCCCAGCAAACAAUGAUAGAUCUGUUGACCGUGUGUGCACCGCGCUACCAGUUACGGCUUCAGAACUUUCAAACGCGAUUUCAGUACCACCAACUGAGACGUUAAAUCUAUCCUCUGCUACUCCAACAGUACCAUAUAGCUUGACGACAUCCAGCAACGAGAACGAAACAAUUAAGCGAGAAAAUACUCUCGCUACAACUGCAAAAGGAGCUCUAGCUGAAGCUGAACUUGCCAAGGCUCGUGUUGAAGGCCGUCGAAAGCAAGAACAGGAAUUGAAACAGCAACGACAGCCUCCUGUUUCAGUUCCGCCAGUAAAUGUACUGAGAUCAGGAAUUGGAGUCUCAACAUCCGAUAAAGAAGCUAACAAUAUGCGAUUGUCAAUCCCUGCGAGUCUCACGGCAC